CUAUGCAUUAUGCACUUGAUAUAGUCGCAGCUGAAAAAGAAACCAGGCGAAAUCUUCACUACUAAAAAAGUGACUGAAAGUGAAAGAAAAGAGAUUCACGAUGUCGUAUGGUCAGCAACCAGGUUACGGUGCCCCACCCCCAGGGCAGCAGGGCUACGGAGCCCCUCCCCCAACCCAGUACAGACCCCCGGCACCAGGUCAGCCAGGGUAUGCUCCCCCAGGGGGGCAGCCUGGGUACGGCGCCCCAGGUGGUGGGUAUGGUGCUCCACCAGCAGGGCAAUAUGGGGCUCCAAGAGGGGCACAACCGGGCUAUGGGGCCCCACCGGCGGGGCAGCCGGGCUACGGUGCCCCACCCGCUAGCCAACCUGGGUACGGCGCCCCACCCCCUGGCCACGGCGCCCCACCCCCUGGACAGCAUGGGUACGCCCCCCCGCAAGCUGGGUACGGCCAGGCACCAACAGGUUACGGUGCGCCAGCUGGGGGCCCUCCACCAGGCAUGGACCCGACGGUCUACCAGUGGUUCCUGGCCGUCGACCAGGACAAGACUGGCAGCAUCACGGCCCAGGAACUCCAGCAAGCGCUAACCAAUAACAACUGGUCUCACUUCAACCCCGAGACGUGUAGAUUAAUGAUAGGAAUGUUUGACAGAGAUAAUAACGGCACGAUCAACGUGCAAGAGUUCGGCGCACUGUGGACGUAUAUUCAACAGUGGAGGGGGGUGUUUGAGCGCUAUGACAGGGACAGAUCGGGAAACAUCGACGCUGGAGAGCUGACGACAGCGUUGAACGAGAUGGGUUUCCGAGUCACCAUGCCCUUCGUCCAGUCUAUCAUCAUCCGGUACGAUCGGCAGUCCCGGCGCUCGAUCAAGUUUGACGACUUCAUCCAGAUCUGCGUGCUGCUGCGCUCGCUGACGGACGCCUUCAAGCAACGAGACACCAACCUAAACGGCAAAAUCCAGAUCAACUACGAAGAUUUCAUGAGCCUUGCGAUGUCCUAUAAACCAUAACACUUCGUUUCUUUGUUUAGCCCUUGUACGUUUGGUGUAGUUUAUUGCAAGUCAGUUGUGCAUGCCAAUGCACUUCAGCGGGAGUGCAUUGGAGGAUUCUUUGACUCACCAGCCAAGUGAUUUUUCCACAGACUUGACAGACCUGUUUACUUUGGUCUCAGUGUUUAUUGCUGACCCAAGAGUUUCCUCACAGCAUGGCCAAGCUUUCUGUCAAUACUCUUUGGCAGUUCUUGGAGUGUACAGUGGUUCGCCCCACAGUACAGCAAAAAAUAUUGGAGGGCUGUACAAAACAAAAAAAACCGGGGGAGUCACUUUGUUCAAAUACUGAAGUGAUUUAGAGGAUUAGGGUUAUUAAUAUAUCUUUACCUUCUUAUACAGUUUCAAUACGCAACUUUGCACCUUAAAUC
Molecule: messenger RNA, 1413 nt
Organism: Patiria miniata (bat star)
Lineage: Eukaryota; Metazoa; Echinodermata; Asteroidea; Valvatida; Asterinidae
Product: programmed cell death protein 6-like
Exons: 5
Coding region: 101-1006 (301 amino acids)
Biological process (GO): COPII vesicle coat assembly
Molecular function (GO): calcium ion binding
Source: RefSeq, a predicted model, not a curated record